GUGGCAGGAAGUUGUCCAGAUAUCCGCAGGGCCCUCUGAAAAAAGAGCGAGUGAACAAAGUGGGCUGGGUGGUGGAGUUGGAAGGUGUUGGUGGCAGCGGUGAUGGGGAUUUGGUGACUUCACUCACAGUUAACUAUUCAUUGUGAGCAACCGGGCUGCAGCUACGAAAGAGCUACAGCGUCUUUUCAGUACGUGAAAUAGAGAGUCUCAUCUGAGCUUUGGCACAUCAGAAGCAGUUUGUAGUGGAAUAAUACCACACAGCUGGACUGGAGGACGGCUUUUUGAGAAGAAGGGGCCAGCACCUGGUGACCGGGACAGCCUGAAGAUGAUAGCUCUGAGGACGUUUGUUCUUCUGGCACUGAGCUUGACAUGUCAAGCUGCAUCUGGUGAUCCAUGGGGCCACUGCCCGGUGAACCGAAAAUGUAAGGAAAAGUUCGCAGAUGGGUCGUGUAACAGAGAGUGUACGGACCCCGAGUGUCUUAGAGACGGCUUUGACUGCCUGAAGGACAGGGUUCCCUGCAACCCGGGCCACAUUCACUACUGCCGUGAUCAUUUUGCCAACUCCCUCUGUGAUCAGGGAUGUGAUAGCGCGCCCUGUGGGUGGGACAGCAGCGAAUGCUUCAAACACCAGAGCCCCGUGUGGGCUAAAGGCACCCUGAUCCUACACACUCGAAUCCCACAUCAACGUGGCGCCUCCUUCAACAGCUCCGUGCUCUGGGCACUCAGCGUCCUCCUCCUGUCACCGCUCAAGCUGAGAGACUCCGUGCCCCUCGCCACCACCAGGAAUUUGUUUGACUUUAAUGCUCAGGAGCUUGCCAACAUGCUGGCGCAGGCGUCACCAGCAGACUCAGAUGGCUCCCUCCUUUUCCUCCAAGUGGACAACAGGCCAUGCUCCCGUUCACCCUCUACCUGUUUCCCUUAUGCAACCGAGGCCGCAAAUUUCCUGCGUGCUGUAAAGGAACUAAAACCUACCUCUUUCCCCAACCUCUCAGAGCUGGAUGCUGUCAUCAGCAUUAGAGGUGUCCGAGAGGAAAUAGGAAGCAGAGAGGAGGAAAAGGAAGUUGAAGAGCCGACUCCUGCAUGGCUUUGGGCCGUAGUUGCCAUAGCUAUUGGGCUUCUGCUGCUGCUGCCUCUCGUUAUAAUCCUGGUGGUGAGGAGGGUGAGGCAGCAGCGGGCAAAGAGGAACGGUACUGACAGGGUGCAGCACCGGUCUAAAGUCACCGACAGUGAGAGCAAAGCCAAGGCCUGGAUACAGCAUGCUACACACCAAGAACAACGGGUCAGAACCAGCAGAGAGAAGGAUAAGAUCAGCUUGAAGAAAAAGAAAAAGGCCAAGGAAGCAGAAAAAAAGAGAAGGAGGGAACCGCUAGGGGAGGAUGCCAUGCGAAUGCGGCCUCUUAAGAGGGACCAGGAUAUAGGAAGUGACACAGACUUUACCCAGAGUUCAAUGGAGGACCUCAGUGUGAGAUGCUCCAGACGUCAAGACGAUGCCUCCAUCUGUGACCACAGGACCCAGGAGCAGAAACACUACCGUGCUGGAGCCUCUCAGCCCCGCAGAGCUAUACAGUCUCCACCUAGAGGUUGGGAGAGGAAUGCCAUGCCUCCUCCUCUGCUCAGUCCUCCUCAGCAGUCUGCAGAGUGGUGCGGCCCAGAUGGGUCUGUGGUUCUGAUCCGAGCAGUGCGUAGUGGGCUGGACAGAGUGGUCUUGGAGCUUCUGCGAGCAGGAGUGCCAGUCAACAAUACAGAUCAUACUGGGAGAUCAGCCCUGCACUGGGCAUGCUCAGUAAACCACCUCUCACUAGCAAGGACCCUCAUUCGCUAUGGUGCUGCUGUGGACCUACAAGACAAUAAGGGCGAAACAGCACUCUUCCUCUCUGCCCUCCAUGGCUGCUAUGACACUGCCAGACUUCUUCUUCUUCAUGGUGCCAAUCUUGAGCUGCACGACCGGAGGGGACGCCGGCCAAUUGACGUGGCCAGAGAGGGAAUGCGUCACCAAGUGCUGGAACUCCUGUUGGCUCAUGAGAUCCAGAGACGACCCAUCCCUGUGGACACGGGAAGCGACAUGAUGUGGGAGGAGCGCACUCUGAUGUACUCACCGUGGGUGGGCUCACAAGGUCUGCCUGGAAGAAGUGCCUCCUUCUCUGGUAUCAUAGGGCAUCGGGAUAUGACCCCACCAGUACAAAAUGAUUGGUCCAUGGGCCGAGUGCAGUACCCUCCUCCUCAGAACUGGCGACCCCAGCUCAACCAGUCAGCAACGGCUCUCGUUCCUCCACGGGUCAUGGGCCGCUCCCCUCGGCCAAUCAGCACCUUACAAGAGGUAACAUCAGAAGACGAGGACCGUGACAGGCAUCAGGAAGUCCCCAGAGCUGCCACGCCUCACUUCCUGUCCCCUCAGCCUGCCCCUCGGCAGCGUUCCUUUUCCUGCACCCAGCACGCACUGCAGCGCCGCUCUAGCGCCCACCAGCCAGAACCCAAUUACCUUAUAGUGUCAGACAGAGCACCCAAUGAGCCCGUAGAGAGAGUAGUUGUUUCCCCUCCCACCGAUGCUGCCACCCCACCAGAACACCAGCCAGCUGCAAACGGAGACAGUGCUAUUAGAGUAGAGCAAGCAGCACUGGGUUCAAUAAACUCGGAGCAGAAGUCCAGAAGUGAGAGGUUAAACAACAUGACUGACUCCACACAAACAGCCCUGUAGGAAAGGAAAGGAAAUUCAGCUUCCUUUAGAGACACCCAGUUUUAGUUUGUCAUUCCGUGCAAAGCCCUAAGCUGGACUUUAAUUGUUUGUAUCCAGUGUUUCUUUGCCCAUUGCUUCUUAAGUGGAUUGGUGUCAGACUAAUACACAACAGCAUAGAGAGAUAUUCCUUCCCUUAUUACCUCUUUUUUAAUUAUUUUUUUUAAAUCAGCCUCAUGUAAAUAAUUGUUUUCUUGUUUUGUUAAGAUUGAGGGAUACUGUUGUAAAUGUUCUCUUAUAUGGCAUGUUCAGAUUUUGUAAAUAAUAAAAUUGAACGUCUAAGAUGAAUUCUACUCAAAUAUGCAACAGCUGGUAUUCAUUGAAGAAAUAUUCAAGGGAAAAUAAAUGAAUAACACAUGCGUAGCUGCACAGAGAUGUCAAGGAUGCAUGCAAUAAAGUGACUUUUUGUUGA
Molecule: messenger RNA, 3143 nt
Organism: Pelmatolapia mariae (spotted tilapia)
Lineage: Eukaryota; Metazoa; Chordata; Actinopteri; Cichliformes; Cichlidae
Gene: notchl
Product: notch receptor, like
Exons: 11
Coding region: 326-2695 (789 amino acids)
Biological process (GO): Notch signaling pathway; multicellular organism development; cell differentiation
Cellular component (GO): membrane
Molecular function (GO): protein binding
Source: RefSeq, a predicted model, not a curated record